Trichomycterus rosablanca is the source of this 2425-nucleotide messenger RNA. Its product is annotated as tripartite motif-containing protein 16-like. The transcript is spliced from 7 exons. Bases 1 to 1665 code for a protein of 554 amino acids. Lineage: Eukaryota; Metazoa; Chordata; Actinopteri; Siluriformes; Trichomycteridae. Gene Ontology annotation, molecular function: protein binding; zinc ion binding. The record is from RefSeq and is a predicted model, not a curated record.
AUGGCUGAGUCAAAUAUUUCAGUAGCUCAGGACAAGUUUACCUGUUCAGUCUGUCUGGACACACUGAAGGAUCCAGUAACUACAUCAUGUGGACACAGUUUCUGUAUAGUGUGUAUCAAUAAACACUGGGAUCAGGAGGAUGAUAAAGGAACAUACAGCUGUCCACAGUGUAAAGAAACCUUCACUUCAAGACCUGCUGUGAGUGAAAACACCAUUCUAGCUGGAGUUGUGGAGAAACUGAAGAAGAAAAAAACCCAAGUUGCACUUUCUAUUGGACCUGAAGAUGUGGAGUGUGAUUUCUGUACUGGGAGAAAAUACAAAGCUGUUAAAUCCUGUCUGGUGUGUUUGGCCUCUUACUGUGAAACUCACCUCCAGCCUCACUAUGAAUCUCCUGCUUUUAAGAAGCACAAGCUGGUUAAAGCCUCCAGACGACUCCAGGAUCAGAUCUGCUCUCAGCAUGAUAAACUGCUGGAGGUUUACUGUCGUACUGAUCAGCAGUGUAUCUGCCUGUUGUGCACCAUGGAUGAUCAUAAAGGACAUGAUACAAUAUCAGCUGAAGGAGAAAGAGCUGAAAAACAGAAGCAGCUGCUGGAGAUCCAGAGAAAAUUCCAGGAGAAAAUCCAGAACAGAGAGAAGGAACUUAAUGAGCUGAUAAUUGCUGUGGAGUCUCACAAAUGUUCUGCACAGACAUCAGUAAAGAACAUUGAGAGGAUCUGUACUAAACUAAUUAACUUAAUUAGGAGAAGAUGCUCUGAGGUGAAAGAACUGAUCAGUGAUCGAGAGAAAGCUGAAGUGAGUGAAGCUGAAAAAGUCCUGAAGCAGCUGGAGGAGGAAAUUGUAGAUCUGAAGAAGAAAGAUGCUGAACUGGAGCAGCUUUCACACACAGAGGAUCCCAUCCAUUUCCUCCAGAGUUUUCAGUCUCUCUCGACUCCUGCUGGAUCUGCAGAAUCACCCGCCAUCACAAUCAAUCCUUUCCUCUCAUUUGAUGAAGUUACAGAGUCUGUAUCUCAGCUGAAAGAGAAAGUAGAAGAAUUCUGGAAAGAGCAGUUUGAGAAGAUACCAGAUGAAGUGACUUACAUCCAGAUUAUUUCACCUCCUGAACCUAAAACCAGAGAAGAUUUUCUACAGUAUUUCUGUCGGUUCACACUGGAUCUAAACACAGUAAAUAAACACCUCCAUCUGUCUGAGGAGAACAAAGUAGCGACAUGGAGUGAAAGAUUACAGUGGUAUCCUGAUCAUCCAGAUAGAUUUGAUUGUUACACUCAGGUUCUGUGUAGAGAGAGUGUGAGUGGACGCUGUUACUGGGAGGUUGAGUGGAGUGGGGAUGGUGGGGUUUAUAUAGCAGUGUCAUAUAAAAGCAUCAGCAGGAAGGGACGUGGUAAUGAGUGUGUGUUUGGAGGUAAUAAUCAGUCCUGGAGGUUAGAGUGUUCUCCAUCCACCUUUUUCUUCUGGCACAAACGCAAAACAACUGAAAUUCCCACAAUGCGGAGUUCCUCUAGAAUAGGAGUGUAUGUGGAUUACAGAGCAGGAACUCUGUCCUUCUACAGCGUCUCUGAUACAAUGAAGCUCCUCCACAGAGUUCAGACCAAGUUUACUCAGCCCCUCUACCCGGGGUUUGGAGUUUAUUAUGGAUCAACAGUGAAAUUGUCAGAUUCAACAAAUUAAAUGUAAAAUUUACAUGAAAGUGUAACAUUAAACUGUUUGUGUGAUUUUAGAAUCUUGUGUGAGGCAGUGAUACAUUUAUGAAGAUUUUCUUUUAAAAUGAAACAUUUGAACAUUUUUAAAUGUAUUACAAACCAUUUAUUCAGUGCCUGAUUUCUUCUUGUUUUGAAUAUUAAAUGGCUUCAGAUCUGAAAAAGGCUGCAGAUCUCUUGGGUUUAAACCUCACAUCUGCCCACUGUUUGCAAAAGGUUUGGUAUGUUCUCUAUGUGUUCACAUGAGUUUCUUUCUGUACUCUGGUUCCUCCCACCUCCUAAAAGCCAGCAAGUUAUUUGGCAGCUCUAUACUGCUCCUGUAUGAGUAAAUAAAUCUGUUGGUGUUUGCCUGUUAUUAUUUGGUACCCUGUCAUGGGUGUAUUAUUGCAUUAAGCCUGUUUUCUUUUUAGGUGGACCCUGGACCCACCAAGACCCUGAUUAGGAAGGAGCAGCGAACAUUAAUAAAUGAUUGAAUGAUUUUCUUGAAAUUACUGAAAUGAUUACUACAUAUAUUCAUUUAAAUGUGAUGUUGUUUGUUAAUGUUUACAGAUUCAAUGUUUACUUCAUCCUGGUCAGGGUCGUGGUGGGUCAGGUAAUGAUGGCUGUUUGUCAUUUAAUUAAAUGAUAAAUUUGAUGUUUUGUAUUUUAAUUUAUGUUUUCACUUUUAUUGUUCCUGGGGAGAAAAAUAAUCAGAAUAAAAUUUUAACACUCAUUUAUUUUAUGUUGUGUGG